CUGCACUGUUUUGCAUGUCAUUUUUUUUCUUCUAAAUUGCUUGUGUUUAUGUUAGAAGGAAGACCGGAGACGAGGCAGUAACGGUUUUAACGGUCUUCACGUCUCCUAACGUUAAUCCGGAUGGACACCUAAUAAAUGAUGUGCCGUCGCUCGGGUUUCACCGCUGGAUUUUAGAGCUUCGGUCACUGCUGUGGAUGAACCGGAGCCGGUGGCGGUCAGCUGGACAUGGCCAGCUCACACCUGGCUGAUCUGUCCCAGGCCUGGGAGAACUACACGGACUGUCGUGCGCAGGGCGCAGAUCUGCAGCCUCUUGCUGUCCUUUGGGUCCCUCACCAUCAUCUUCUGCUCUGGUUCUGAUAGUGGGACCCUGAUUGUCUGGUCAGUCUUCAGUGUUUGGAGAGUUUUCUCUGCACGUUUCACUGUGUGCGACAACUCAGUGACCCGAGAGCAAAGGAUGCGCUCAAAUUCUGCUCGGACAUGAGUGGGGCCAGUAACACCCUGGCACGGGAGUUCCUGACCGAUGUGCACCAGCUGUGUAGUGCGGUGGUCCAGCGGGCCGAGGAUGAGGAGGAGAGUCACAUGGUGGCACUGGGAGAGUAUCUGGUGCGUGGACGUGGGUUCCUGCUCCUCAGCACCCUGGACUCUGUCAUUGACCAGGAGUUGACCUGUCGUGAAGAGCUGCUUACACUCUUGUUGUCCCUGCUACCUCUGGUCUGGAAGAUUCCUGUUCAGGAGGAAAAAGCCCCAGAUUUCAUCCUGCCUUCAUUACUAAAUGUGUUUCUAUGCCAAGAGAGAAGGACCAUCCCUCAAAAGGCGGGGCAAGAUAGCUGUGAUGUGCAGAGCUCUGGGAAGCGUUUAUCUGGCUCCUGGAAGUCACGUCGAUCACGAAGGACAGCUCAGCGAUACUCUGUGAGGGAUGCACGCAAAUCUCAGCUUUCCACAUCAGAUUCUGAAGCCAACUCGGAUGAUAAGACCACAAACACUGGGAGCAAACAUCGCAGAUUCCACAGCUCGGCCAUUCGUGUUAGUUGCCAGCUCCAUCAGUCCAACAAUCCAUCACAGCCAGCAUCGCAACAUCCCACUUUCGAUGCCAUGGGCACCAUUGAGCCUUCCCAACCUCACAUGAGACUGUUUGGAUCUCCAACUCUAGAUCCUAACAUGCUAACAGACCCCACUACUCUCUCCAUCUUCAACCGUAUGGAAAACUCACCUUUUGACCUUUGCCAUGUUCUACUUUCUCUUCUUGAAAAAGUCUGCAAAUUCGACAUGACCAUCAAUCAUAACCCAAGCUUGGCGGUCAGUGUUGUUCCCACCCUCACAGAGAUACUCACAGAAUUUGGUGACUGCUGUGGCCCUGGCGGUGGUGCUGGAGGUGGGAUCGAUGAGCUAGCUGGAGGCUGGACUGAGGAGCCAAUUGCACUUGUUCAAAGGAUGCUUCUACGCACAAUCCUGCACUUGAUGUUUGUAGAUGUGGGUCAAAAUGAGACACUGCCUGAUAAUCUGCGUCGAAGCUUGACUGACCUCCUCAGAGCAACUUUAAAGAUUCGUACCUGUUUAGAAAGGCAAGCUGACCCUUUUGCUCCAAGGCCAAAGAAGACUCUGCAGGAGAUUCAAGAAGAUUUUUCCUUUUCAAGGUACCGUCACCGGGCCUUGCUUCUGCCAGAACUCUUGGAGGGUGUCCUGCAACUACUACUAGGCUGCUUACAGGCCUCUGCUCCCAACCCUUUCUUUUUCAGUCAGUCUCUUGAGUUAGUUCAUGAAUUUGUCCAACACCGUGGCUUGGAGCUCUUUGAGGCAACAGCUCUGCGCCUUGAGGCAUUAGCAGAAGCUCGAGAUUCAGAAGUUGGCAAUGAGGCAUCAGAGCAUCUGCGUUGUCUAAUAGCUGAUGUACUUAAGAUAAUCAGUGCUGUUAAGAGGGCCAAGUCAGAGCAGCUACACCAGUCAGUUUGUGCACGUCGUCGACACCGUCGCUGUGAAUACACCCACUUUAUGCACCAUCACCGUGACCUCUCAGGACUGCCGGUAUCCGCUUUCAAGCAAGCAGCCCGACGUAAUCCUUUUGAGGAGAUAUCAGAGGGUCAAGAUGGAGAAGUGCGGUACCCUGAACGCUGUUGUUGCCUUGCAGCUUGUGCCCACCAAUGUUUGCGUCUUUUCCAGCGCCUGUCACCCUCAGGUCCUGCUGUUCUUCAGGUACUGGCUGGAGUGCAAGCUGUUGGAAUCUGUUGCUGCAUGGAUCCAAGGUCUGUAAUUGGACCAAUGCUCCAGGCAUUUCAGGCUCCAGGACUUCGGAGCUACCAGUCCCACGUGUUGAGUGUCCUUAGUAGACUAGUCUUAGAACAGCUUGGAGGUGGUCAACCUUCAGAAAAGGCCAAGCUUGCCUCCUGCAACAUUUGCACUUUGGAUAGUAGCCAGUUACCUGGCCUUGAAGAGACUCUGCAGGCUUAUGGACCUAAGAAAGAAUCAAACUUAUCCACGUCCCCGUCUCCCUCUUAUCGUUCCCAAGGUAUACUGCCCAGUGGAGGAACUGAAGACAUGCUAUGGAAAUGGGAUGCUUUAGAGGCCUAUCAAGAAAUUGUGUUUGGGGAAGACUGGCAUUUGAGUCAACAAAUUGCCGGUCAUGUAUGCCAGUUGACUUUACGAGGCAAUGUAGUAGUCCAGUGGCAACUCUACACUCAUAUUUUUAAUCCAGUUCUUCAGCGGGGUGUGGAACUAACCCAUCAUGCCCAGCAACUUGGUGUGUCAACUACGUGUAGCCAAGUCUGCAGUUACCAUACCAAUUGUCUCCCAGUUGAGGUACUUCUGGUUUAUCUUCAAACUCUGCCUGCUCUGCUGAAGUCAAGCCGGGUGGUUCGGGAAUUGUUCCUGAGUUGUAAUGGACUGAACCAAAUCACAGAGUUGAUCUACUUGGACUCCACUCGUCCGUGGGCACUGAAAGCAUUCGAGACACUUAUCUUAAAUGGGUGUUUCCAUCACACGGAAUCUGCUGUGCAUGAGCUGGAAAGAGCGGAUGGUACGGAGAGAGAAGCUGUUUUGGGGCUUGUAGAGGAACUGAGUUCACGUGGGGCUGGCGAAGGACCUCAGAGCCUCACUAAAUUUUAUGAAGGCCUGAAAGAGGCAUGCCCUCACCCAAAGGGCAAAAGUGCAUUUUCAGCAUUAGCACGUAACCGAGGUGAGGUGCAUUUGAAUACGAUCAAUCUUUUUCUGUGUGUAGCCUUCUUAUGUGUAAGCAAAGAGGCAGACUCUGACAGAGACUCUGCAAAUGACUCUGAAGACACCUCAGGCUAUGAUAGUACAGCUAGUGAACCAUUGGGUGGACGACUGCCCUGCCUUUCCCCAGACAGUGUGGCUCUUCCCUCUAAAGAACAGAUACGCAGAGCUGCCGAUGUUUGGUCAGUAUGCCGUUGGGUGUACAUGGCCAGUCCAGUAUUCCAGAGGCAGUUCUUUAGACUGGGAGGUCUAGACGUCUGUUUGCGUCUAAUGACAAUGGUGAUCCAGAAACUCACUUCUAAAAACAAAGAUUGUAAAUUUAAGAAAAAGAGAGAGAGUAAGGGCAAAAGCAGUCCAUCUCAUGUAGACACUCCAGCUCAAGCACAUGCAGGACAGUUUGACAAUAUAACGACAGCCGCUGGUACAGAGGAAUCCCACCAGCACGACACUUUCAGCCCCUCUCAAGUUGAGAGCAAGUCAAGUGACCCAACACACAGGCUUGAAGAGGAAUGGCCUCUCCAGAGCAUCCGACUGCUGGAGGCGCUUUUGGCAAUCUGCCUCCACAGUGCCAAUUCAGCUCUACAGAGACUUGAACCAGACCUAUCCUUUCAGCUGCAGUCUGUGGAGGAGACUCUGUGUGAGGUCCGGGAUCAGCUCUCUCGAUCUGGAGUUGUUAAUUCUGAACUAGCUGUUCCCCUGUUUGAUUCCUUACUCCGUGUGGCACUGGCGGAGAUGUUCUGCAGUCCAGAUGUCAUCGAGGAGAAACCUGACAAGAAGUGUCAGGUCAGCGGUGAGGUGGCACCUCCAGCAGGUGAUCUGUCAGAGGAGGUGGAUGAAGCUCAGGUGAGUGGUGCUCCACCCUUGGGAGAAGAGGAAGGCUAUGAGGCAGACAGUGAGAGUAACCCUGAGGACUCCACCCGUCAGGAGGAAGGGAUAAAGGUGGAGGCUAGAGUCUCGUCGGGGGAAUGUACGUUAGGAAUGGCAGGAGUGCCUCAGGGCUCGGGCAGCGGCCGUCUGCUGUUCCCGGAGAUCUGCUCGAUGGAGCUACAGCUGUUAGCCAGCGGCUCUCCGGACCUGGAGGUUUUGGGCCAUGUUUUGCAGAGUCUGUUAGGAGCCGUGAAAGGCCACCACAACAACGCAGCGCUGCUCUACCAGCAGGGUGGUGUGAAAGCUAUUCUCACUGGAUUUCAGAACAUUCUCAGCCAAUCAGAUGCCUCCUAUAAAGAAUGCCAGACAAUACUGAUGGAGCUGCUUGUUGCCAUGGUGAGUGACAGGAUGACAUCGGAGGAACUCGCCCUAUUGACACGCCUCUUCCUGGAGAAGACUCCGCCCACUGAGAUCUUGCUGAGAGGCUUGCUUCAGAUUGUGGAGGCUAAUGCAGACACAGAGCCGCUCUACUUCAUGUCCUUUCCCAUGAUCCCCGGUGCAGGGGUCCCUGGUUUGAGCUCCUCCCCUGGGAUGAGGGCUCAUGGGACGGCUGGUGGUAAGGGUGGAGUAAACACUCUUCUGAGGGGUAAAUUACCUCUGGGUCGUGGUGAAGCAGACCUGAGCAGACCCGGUCAUCUGCGCAGCUCUCCCUGGCAUACAGCACCCUUCCACCUGCCCCUGAUGGGACAGAACUGCUGGCCUCACAUGGCCAGUGGCUUCAGCGCCUCACUGUGGGUACGAGCGGGGAAGGAUGAGGACGGCCGUUACAAGAAGGAAGAGGCGGUGUCUCUGGCAGGGGAGGUCCUGCAUGCUCCCGCUCAUGUCUCAGAGCAGCAGACAGACAGAUGUCUCCUUCAUGUCCUCUCCAUGGGCUCUAAGGCACUGAUGCUUCAGGUGUGGAUGAACAUCUCCACCAGAGCCUUUACCUUCAGGAUCUGCAUCGACCCAAACGACGAGAUGAAGGCGGGUCUGCUGGCCCAGGCGGAGUCUGGAGACGGUGUGCUGACAGCAGGCAGGUGGCAGCACUUAGCUCUCACAUACUCACAGCAACCCGAGGGCAAGAAGAACAUCCACGGUCAGCUGACCCUCUGGGUGGGCGGCAUUCGGAAGUGUGACGUCUCGCUAGACUUCACUCUGCCCAGGAAGUCCAGUUUGUCAUCAGACAGUAAUAAGACCUACUGUAUGCUCGGACACUAUCAGCACCCCUCAGAGGAGCAGGCCAGCCCAAGUGCACGCUGGGAUAUGGGCACGCUGCUGCUCUUUAAUGGCUCCAGAAUUGACACAGCGGAGGCGUUUUACCUGUAUGCCAGCGGUCCUGACCUCACCUCCAUCAUGCCCUGCAAGUACGGCAAGCCUCACAGGACACUGUCCAAGUACGUGACACAGGAGGGUCUUCAGUGUGAGCAGAUACGAGAGCUCCUCAUGAGCAAUACAGACGUCGACAUCACACCUCUUAUUGAGAGUUUAGCAGUGGUGUAUGCCCCCAGCACGCCGUCUCUCUACACCAUAUAUGAGCCGGUGAUCCGUCUGAAGGGCCAGGCCAAGUCAGCGGUGGCUUCCCAGCGGCCCUUCAGUGCCAAAGAGGUCCAGAGCUGCAUCCUGGAGCAUCCUUUCCUCAGGAGCAUGAUGCCCUGCCAGGCUCUCGGCCUUCACAGCGUCCUGCACAAGAUCGGAGGCACCGGCACAUUUGUCUUCCUGUUCGCUCGGGCGGUGGAGUUGAGCGACUGUGAGAGAACUCAAGCUCAGGCGCUGGAGCUGCUGCUGUCUCUGGUUAAGAACAACCAGCACCGCACUCACGAGAUGGAGUGUUACCACGGCUAUUCCAUGAUUCACCAGGUUCUCAUCAAGCCCAAGUGCAUCGUGGGAUUCCACAUUCUCAAGACGCUGUUGGACGGCUGCUGCAGCGGCUCAAUCCUGACGAUCGGAGAAGACGGACAGUUUCAUCUGGAUGCUGAAUCCACUGUGGUGCUGCAAGAUCUCAGACUGCUGUCUGAAAUACUUCUGGACUGGAAGAUAUGGGCCAAAGCCCAGUGUGGCGUGUGGGAGACACUGCUGACUGCUUUAGAGAUCCUCAUCCGGGUGCAUCAUCCUCAGCAGAUGUUCAACAUUGGACAGCUCCUCAAGGCGCAGGUGGUUCAUCGCUUCCUGCUCGCCUGCCAGGUGCUUCAGGAGCAUCGAGACGAGUACCUGACCUCCAUCCCUCAGGAGGUCUGCCUCUCGUUUGUCAAAAUCAUCCAGGAGGUUUUGGGUUCUCCUCCGGACCUGGACCUGCUGCGGCUGGUCUAUAACUUCCUGUUGGCCGUUCACCCCCCCACCAACACUUACGUGUGCCACACACCCUCCAGCUUCUACUUCUCUCUGCACAUCGAUGGUAAGCUGUACCAGGAGAAGGUUCAGUCCAUGAUGUACCUGCGGCACUCCAGCAGUGGAGGGAAAUCAGCCUGCAGCUCUGUGCUUUCACUGUCUCCCUCCGUCUUCACAGAGACACCCGCCGAAGUGCGCCACACGUCCUCCCCUGAGCAUGGUGAUGAAGAUCUGUCACUGCGGCCCCCAAGCAUUGGCCCGUCUCCACACUCUUCUCCGGGCCUGCCACCCCGUAAGACCCAUGGGAGCGUGAUGGGGACCACAGAGCCUGAGGAGGGGACAUCCCGGAGUACCCAGCAGGCCCUGGGCAGCACAGAGACCCUGAAGCGGGUCGGAGACGAGCAGCUCCUCAGCAGCUGUGAGUCAGCAAAGACCAUAUGUGACUCUCAGAACAUGGGCGGUGAUGAGGAGAGCAGCGUCACGGGGAACCGAACGCCCUCCAUCAGUGUAGAGGAGGAGCAAGACGGCGCAGCGGGCAGCCCGGGGGACUCUGAGGACCAUUUAGAUUGGACCAGUGAGGAAGCGCCACGCAGACCGGACAGCCUGAAGGGAAUCCAGUCCUUCCAGAGGAGCCACAGUAACCUGGCCAGUCUGGGUUUGGCCUUUCCUGUACAGAACGGCUCUCUGACGAUCGCUCGCUGGCCCACCGUGGCUGACCGUGCCGCUCCACCGGACGACUGGGAAAGUUACACCUACUCUCCCGGGUAUGACAGACACAGCAAGGCGGACUCCGGUAACGACAGGUCCAGUGCUGAAGACUGUCUGGUUCUGAUCUGCUGCGGUCUGUACGAUCUGCUUAGAGGAGUACUGCUCCUGCUGCCAGACGUCCUGCUGGAGGAGGUGAUGGACAAACUCAUCCAGCCCGAGGCUCUUCUCGUCCUGGUCAACCACUCUUCUCCUCUCAUACAGCAGGGCGUCAUGAAGCUCCUGGACGCCUACUUUAGCCGCACACAGAAAGAGCAGAAGGAGAAGUUCCUGAAGAACCAUGGGUUUUCACUGCUGGCCAAUCAGCUGUUCCUGCACCAGGGUUCACAGGGUGUGCUGGAGUGUUUCCUAGAAAUGCUGUUCGGACGACCGGUCGGGAUCGAGGAAGAUCUGGAUCUGGAGGACAUGGAGAACAUCUCCCCGUUCAGGAAGCGCUGUAUCAUCCCUGUGCUGGGUCUGCUGGAGAACUCUCUGUAUGAGAACUCACUCGUGCACAACGGCCUGUGUCUGCUGCUGCAGCUGCUCAACGCCUGCCCGAAGCUGACCGACAUCCUGCUGGACCACGGCCUGCUCUACGUGCUCUUCAACACACUGUCCACCCUCAACGGCCUGGAGAACGGGAUUCCUCCGAACGACUACAAGCUGGUGGUGUGUGACAUUCAGCAGCUGCUGGUGGCCGUCACCAUCCACUCCUGCAGCUCCUCGGGAUCGCAGUACUUCCGCAUCAUUGAAGACCUGAUCACCCUGUUGGGCUACAUGCAGACCAGCAAAGUUCGGCACACACAGGAAAUGGCCACAGCUCUGCAGUUCCGCGUGAUCCAGGCAGCCAUCGAUUUCAUUAAGACCACGGCCAAUCAGGACCCUCAGAAAUCUAGCAGCUAUGUUCACGUGCCCGCUUCACCGCAUCAUGCUCUACAGCAGAAACGCAAGAGUAUCGCAGGUCGUAGGCAGUUCACGGUGCCCCGUUCAGACUCACUGCUGAUGAGAAUGCGCUCGGUGGCCAGCGAUGAACUUAACCAGAUGAUGCAGCGGAGGAUGAGUCAAGAAAACCCCAUCAGAGCCAGCGAGACGGAGCUGGUCCAGAGACUACAGAGACUCGUGGUUCUGGCGGUUAACAGACUCAUCUAUCAAGACAUCAGCCAGGAUUUCUUUGACUUCCUGAACUUCCCCGAGUCUCCUGAUCACUCGAUGUCGUCCAUGCUGUUACCUGGUGAGCAGACGACCGAUGAGAACGACUCCACACCGUCAACCCCGAUCCCACCGAGCAACAUGAAGAGCUUCCGCAAAGAUCUUCUCAAACUAAUGAUGGAGGGCAUAAGGAUCAGCUUGGGCAGCACGGGUCGUGGUGGAGCUCCUCGUCAGCAGUGGAGGCGAAUCCUCUGGUCCUGCCGCGACACGUUCAGGGUUCAGAUCGGCCGCAUGCUGGUGCACACGCUCAGCCCCGCAGUUCCUCUGGAGGACAGGAGGGAGGCGCUAGACUUCGUCCGCGAGCAGAGCUACUCGGAGAUCCUCAGAGAGAGCCUGAGUCCCGGCCUCGAGCAUGGGCCCAAGCUGGCUCUGUAUCUGUACGAGCUGUUGCACGAUCACAAAGACGCCCUGAGCAAAGAAGAGCAGGCGGCUGCCAACACCUUCAUGACGGCGCUGAAACUCUGUGGCCACCGCUGCAUCCCACCCAGCGCUCCCGCCAAACCAGACCUCCUCAAAGCCAUCAAAGAGGAGCAACUGAAAUACGAGUCAGAGGCAAGAACCAGCAAAGGAGCCUGGGAAAAGAAGCUGACCAACACGCAGAGGAGCUUGUUGCAGAGGCUGGACGGGAAGUCGAAGGACAUCUCGAAGAUCGCGGCUGACGUGACUCAGAACGUGUCUCUCAGGCAGGGCAUGGAGCGGAAGAAGGUCAUGCAGCACAUCAGAGGCCUGUACAAGACGGACCUGAGCGCCAGCCGCCACUGGCAGGAGCUCGUGCAGCAGCUCACUCACGACCGGGCGGUGUGGUACGAUCAGUCAUCUUACCCCACUUCCUGGCAGCUGGAUCCCACUGAGGGUCCCAACCGAGAGCGGAGACGCCUGCAGCGCUGCUACCUGACCAUCCCGAACAAAUAUCUGCUCAAAGACCGCCACAAACUAGACGAUGCCAUCAAGGCUCCUCUGUCCUUCCUGUUUGAAGACAAAACUCACUCCUCUUCAUCCAUAGUGAAGGAUAAAGCCACCAGCGAGCCCAUCAGGUUUACGAGGAAGUGUGUAAGUGUGGCUCCCUCUAGAGAGACGGCAGGAGAGCUGUUGCUGGGAAAGUCUGGGAUGUACUUUGUGGAGGAAAACGUUGCGGAGACACUCGAUGACCAAAGUCCUCACGGAGAGACGGAGCCGGCCUCCUUCUCCUGGACCUAUGAGGAGAUAAAGGAGGUCCACAAGCGCUGGUGGCAGCUCAGAGACAAUGCUAUGGAGAUCUUCCUCACCAACGGCAGGACGCUGCUGCUUGCGUUUGACACCACCAAGUUUCGUGAUGACGUCUACCACAACAUCCUGAGCUCAGAGCUGCCCAACCUGCUGGAGUACGGGAACAUCUCUGCCCUCACGCACCUGUGGAGCUCAGGACAGAUAACCAACUUCGAGUACCUCACCCACCUCAACAAGCACGCGGGCCGCUCCUUCAACGACCUCAUGCAGUAUCCCGUCUUCCCCUUCAUCCUGCGAGACUACACCAGUGAGACGCUGGACCUGCAGGACGCCUCCAUUUACAGGAACCUCAGCAAACCCAUCGCGGUGCAGUCUAAAGAGAAGGAAGACCGUUAUGUGGACAAUUACAGGUACCUGGAGGAGGAGUAUAAGAAAGGCAAGAGAGAGGACGACCCCAUGCCCCCCGUCCUGCCCUAUCACUACGGCUCUCACUACUCCAACAGCGGCACCGUCCUGCACUUCCUCGUCCGGCUGCCUCCCUUCACCAAGAUGUUUCUGGCCUAUCAAGACCAGAGCUUUGAUAUUCCUGACCGAACGUUCCACUCCAUGAACACCACGUGGCGUCUGUCGUCCUUCGAGUCCAUGACGGACGUCAAAGAGCUCAUCCCAGAGUUCUUCUACCUGCCCGAGUUUCUGGUCAACAGAGAAGGUUUUGACUUUGGCGUGCGGCAGAACAGCGAGCGGGUGAACCACGUGAAUCUGCCGCCGUGGGCCAGGAAUGACCCGCGCCUCUUCAUCCUCAUCCACAGACAGGCUCUGGAGUCCGAUCAAGUCUCACAGACGCUCUGUCAGUGGAUUGACCUGGUGUUUGGACUCAAGCAGAAGGGCAAAGCUGCGGUCCACGCCAUCAAUGUCUUUCAUCCUGCUACGUACUUUGGGAUGGACGUAUCUGCCGUUGAAGACCCCGUGCAGCGUCGGGCUCUAGAAACUAUGAUCAAGACGUACGGCCAAACACCCAGACAGCUGUUCAACACCUCACACAUCAGCCGAGCAGGAACCAAACUCCUGUCCGAGGCAGAGCUGCCGGCAGCCAUGGGCCUCCUGGUGCAGCUGGCCUUCAGAGAGAGCCGCGAGCCGCCCAAAGACACCGUCCACCCGAGUCCUCUGCCGUGGAUAAAGGGCUUGAAAUGGGGCGAGUAUGUGGGAUCCCCCAGUGCUCCGGACCCCGUGGUCUGUUUCAGUCAACCUCACGGAGAACACUUCGGCUCCCUGCUGGCGCUGCCCACGCGUGCCAUCUGCGGCCUCUCGCACAAGUUCUGCCUCAUGAUGAUCUACAGCAAAGAGCAAGGUGUAAGGAGCAUGCACAGCACUGACAUACAGUGGUCAGCUAUUCUGAGCUGGGGUUACACCGACAACAUGCUGCGUCUGAAGAGCAAACAGAGCGAGCCGCCCAUCAACUUCAUCCAGUGCUCACCGCUGCACCAGGUGAGUAGCUGUGCAUGGGUGCCGGACAGUUGUCAGCUGUUUACAGGCAGUAAGUGUGGAGUCAUUACCGCCUACAGCAACCGCUUCACCACCACGAUGCCGACAGAGAUGGAGGUGGAGACGCAGGUUCACCUGUACGGUCACACGGCGGAGGUCACGGGCCUGUUCGUCUGUAAACCCUACAGCAUCCUCAUCAGCGUCAGUCGAGACGGGACCUGCAUCCUGUGGGACCUCAACAGGUUGUGUUACGUGCAGAGUCUCACAGGUCAUAAGAGUCCAGUGAACGCAGUGUCCGCCAGUGAGACCACAGGAGACAUCGCCACAGUGUGCGACUCAGUGGGUGGAGGAAGUGAUCUGAGACUGUGGACGAUCAACGGAGAUCUGAUUGGUCACGUUCACUGUCGAGAGAUCAUCUGUUCGCUGGCGUUCUCCAAUCAGCCGGAGGGAGUGUCGGUCAACGUGAUCGCUGGCGGACUGGAGAACGGUGUGGUCAGGUUGUGGAGCACAUGGGACCUGAAGCCAGUCAGAGAGAUCACCUUCCCAAAAUCCAACAGGCCUAUCAUAAGUCUCACGUUCUCAUGUGACGGUCAUCAUCUCUACACGGCCAACAGCGAGGGCACGGUGAUCGCAUGGUGCCGUCGAGACCAGCAGCGCUUUAAGUUGCCCAUGUUUUACUCGUUCCUCAGCAGCUACGCUGCAGGCUGACCCUGCGUCACGCCACUCGUCCCCCAAACCAGACGGACGCUGAGAGCGACCCCGCCGACCCAGGAAGAGGAGGAGCCAGCAUGCACAAAGCCCCGCCCACGAUCAUCACUAUAGGAAUGGAUGGCACUUGUUCCAUAAAGAGCAGGGGCUCGUGAGGCAGAGCGAUCGCAGGCCUUUCCUCGCAUCAUGUCUCCUCAUCUGUUUUGACUGAUUCGUGUAGUAUUUGUGUUGUUUGAUUCUGAAAGCUGCUGCAAUCUGGUCUGCCCAGACCGAACGUUUGAAGGCCUUUCCUACUUUUUGUCCCUCAUCUCGUACACCCAUCACUAUCCUGAGAAUAGAAAUCCUGCUUUCCGAUCCAAACCAGACUGCAGUCAUCUGAACACUCUCGUCCGCCUGAAACUGCAUCAUGAUCCACGCGGCAGCUUUUAAACAGACGCAGCGGCGUAAUGAAUGUGUGCACGCAAUGCCUUCUUAAACUUCAUCCCUCAUCAACAGACCGCUGAAAUAUUUAUUCUCAAACAAGGAUGAAAGCCACAAUCUCAACGUCUGCUUGUUCUUUAUUAGAAAAUGCACUCGGGAGCAUCCUAUGAAUGUCAUAGUGCUAAUAUUUAUCCUCUGCUUUUCCACCUGACUAUGUUUGACCACAUCCAGUUUCUAAUAGUUCAUUAAAAACAUGUUCUGCUUUCUGAUUUUCUGUUCUAGUUUUAUGUGUUGCAUGUUAUGAUCACUAUUUAACAUCGGCGAUACAGUAUAAGGUUUAGUCCGAUCUACCUCUAGGCCCCUCUUACAAAUAAAAUGAGAAAUACUUCUGGUAACAAUAAAAACACCAUGCAAAAUUAAUUUAAUUUGAGUCCACCAUCUAAACAUGAUCCAGAAUGUUGUUUGUCUUUGUUUCCUAUUCUGUAUUUCCUGUUAGCAUGAGUCUUACAUUACAACUAAUUUAAUGAUCUUGGCUUAGAUUUGAGUGUUUAGUAGAAAGGGAAUGCUUUCACCUUUUCCCCCAUGACUACUUUGUUUUUCAUUAUUAUCAGUAAUAAAUACCAUAUGUAUCAUUUAACCCUCAAAGGAAGUUACUCCAGAAAGAGUCGACUAGUUCGGGAGAAUCUGUCAUGUGUUCGGUUCGUUUUUGUGAAUGUGUUUUCCAUGCAUGCAUCACAUUUCUCUCUUAAUUCUGGUGCACAGUAUUGUCAUGUUUGCGUUCCCUCAGAAAGAGACUGAUGUUACUGUCAUCGUGUGAGUUAUUGGCUGAGUUUGACGUAACUAUCACGAAAAGGCUUAUUGUUGUCGUUCUGUUGAAUUAACAGUGUUUUGUGUAAUUUAAGAUUGAUAUGUUCACCAAGGCUUGGAUGGGACAUUUAUUUCCAUUUUUUGUAUUUAUGAAAUGUAAUAAAAUGUCAUCUAUAUAUAAUAUAAAUAUAAUUAUUCAAGAAA
Molecule: messenger RNA, 13218 nt
Organism: Carassius gibelio (silver crucian carp)
Lineage: Eukaryota; Metazoa; Chordata; Actinopteri; Cypriniformes; Cyprinidae
Gene: lyst
Product: lysosomal trafficking regulator
Exons: 55
Coding region: 478-11787 (3769 amino acids)
Biological process (GO): intracellular protein localization
Cellular component (GO): cytosol; membrane
Molecular function (GO): protein kinase binding
Source: RefSeq, a predicted model, not a curated record